AUGGUGGGAAGCUGAGGGUAACUCGGGGAGACUCAUGGAUACAAGACCUGGCUGUGCUCGACUCUCCUGCCUUUAAAGCUAAGGCAACCAAGUACGAGAAAAUGCUGGAGAGGUUAUGAGAACAGCUUCCUGAAGGGGUCGCUGAGGAAAGCCAAAGUAGUACGCUUCAUGAAGAACCCCGUUGACAACCCUAACGGCCUCACCAUGCACUUCAGACUCGCCUUAGACCGACGGAAGAUGCCCAGCCAUGUGGACAACACAGAGCUGGCGGUGCAGGACGUGCUGCUACAAGAGCUGAUGAGUUUGGAGCCUGUAGCCUUCCACAAUGUGGCCGUUGAUAUAGACUCACUUAAUCUGGCCAGAGAAACAGAGGCUGGAGGGUUGGUGGCCGCAGCACCCUCGUCGUCGUCAACGUCUUCAUUGUCAAAGCCAAGAGACGACGACGACGUACAGGUAAUCAAAGUGGAAGGGACACAAGAGGCUCCAGGGGGCGCUAUCAUGAUCCGUAAACCUUCAGGAUCUGCCACCAGGAGGCAGGAGGAGGAGGGGCUGCCCCAACCGGAAGUAGAUGAGCCUGUGAGCAGUACAGUAGCCAACCUCAUCUACCAGUUUGGUCCGUGGCGGCCCAUUGAUCCUUUCAACGCCUUUAGACCCGCCCCACCUGGCCGCCCCUCUUCCUCCCCAGCCCCUCCUAACUCACCGACACGAGACAAUACACAUUCAUUUUACAACCCAACUGUUAGACCUCCCCAUGAGUUGCCUUCAGCCUCCAGACCUGUAGCCAGUCCUGACAUCAUUAUUAUCCCUCCAUCAACAACAACUAAACCCACAACAAUGACAACAACAACAACAACAACAACUACUACUAGUCCCACGACUCUUACCACAACUACCACUACCACACCCAUAACAACAACAACUACCAUAACUACGUCAUCCAUGCCACGGCCAACAACAGUGUCUGUACAGUUCAAUGAGAGAGUUGGUAUUGCUGGUGAAGGUUCCUCAGGCCAAGAUGACAGGAUGAUCACCACCAAGAGAAGUCCAUCAAGAGAAGAGUUUCAUGCCUUCUUGGCAGACUUGCUGUUCUUCACAACACCACGGCCACAAUCUACUGUAGGAGUGACUCGUCCUCAGCCUCAACUACCUCACCGUGUGAUCCCAUUAUCUGAGUCAACCUUCAGUAGUGGUCAGGGACGUCCUGAAGCUCAAAACAGUCAUCCCCUGAACUCUGAGGAUCGACUUGUAACAUUUCAGAGCAUUGUGCAACAUAACAAAAGACGUCCAUCAUACUCUACAUCUCAGUCCUCAUCUGUCAGUAACACAGCAACAACCGUCUCCAUGCACACUCCCGGGUCUCCUCACGUGACCUCCUACUCUGGUGUCAGGCAACCCUUGCCACCCAGACCACCACCAGGAAUUCAGUUUCCACACGACAAGUUCCGGUAUCCAAGUUCAUCGUCAUCGCCCACCGCACCUUCAGCAGGUACAACAUCGUUCAGCAUCUGGGACCUUCUCACCACUAGGAAGCCUCUCAUACUGAACACAGAGCUUGUAACAUCAACCAGCACGGAUAUAGAGUAUGGGUCGACAGAUCAGUAUGGUGUCAACACACAACAAGAAACCACACGUCACUAUGGUCCUGUUUACAGACCAGCCAGCAGUAGUUCACUGGCACCUGUUUAUAGACCUGAUUUACCAGCAUAUACACACACUGGUGAAUAUGCUGCCACUGAUCAGUAUGGCCCAAUUUUUCAGUCAAGCAGUGAACCAGCGCCUCUAAAAGACUUCACUGAUGAUCAGAAUUAUGUGACAGUUCCAGUAAUCUCCGGCAACAAUGUAAGGUAUAUGAUGGUAAACAGAACCCGCACCAACUACCCCAAUGUUGUGAUCGUUAAUCUUCAGGCGACGCCCGAGGGGGGAUCAACAACUCCCAUGACGCCCACACGUGGAGGUUCACGCAGACUUAAUACUAAAUUCCUAGAAGAUGCAUUUAAAGCUGUCUUGCAGAGUUCAAACUACCGCGGUGUUGAUAGAGCACCAAAUGGUGACGAGUCCGGUCAAGGUUUCUCGAUCAGAAGAGGUAAACCAAUUGACCUUGAUGUACCAGACUCGCCAGCUCCACUACUUGAUGGUGAAACUCAUGAGUCAAUAUCUCUUUGGUCCUUCUUGAGAAACCUCAGUCAAGUUUACCUCUCAGAUCCUGCCAUCAUACAACAGCUGCAGUAUUUUGAGAAAGCUGCAUUAGAAGCUGUGAACAACCACAGAUCGACAACAGAAUCUCCUUUACCUUCAACCACCCAGUCAGAAGCAACAACUUCAACAUCAUUAAUGACGCCAUUCUUCCAGCACCUUCACGGAUCUACUGCUCACAGGGACACGACUGCAGCCCCAUUCCUGAAAAACACUAAUGUUGUACCAAGUCGUCCUUCUCCAGAAUAUACUUACAUUCCUCUGCAUGGUGACAACACAGAACAGCAGCCCAGUCAGUUCUCUCCAAAAUUAGGUACAGCGUUAAGGAAUAAUCCAGUUACUGUAGUGCUAGAGAAAUUGUCUUCUGAACCUUUAACAACUACACCACCACAAAUUUCGCCUCACCCUUUCCGACCUGCAAUGUCUUCUCCAUACACAACUCUCUUCAUGACAGGUGUCAGUGGAAAAAGCUCCUCCAACCCCCAGAUUAUCAGUGUCUCCAGCAGAUCACCUGCAUCAUCUUCUCCAGGUUCUCUCAACAUGAACUCACCCAUCCAUACAUUUGUGCUAAAAGAAGGACAGUCAAUGGAAGAACUUCUUCAAGAAAUUUUCGACACCAUAUCAUUGGAGGAAGAAAAUGAGACUCGCCCCACCAUGGAUGCACCAGAUGAAGAAACAGAGACGACAACCUCGGAGUCUGAGACCACUUACCAGACGACCCACACUGCUGACAGUCGCAGCAAUGUUCUGGAAUCCAUCAAUGAAAUUAUCUUUCAGUAUCUUAAUGAUAUGACCAAAACCCCUGAGAGUCAGGAUAACCAUACCUUAACAACAGCCCCCCUGACCACUCCACGCACCACCUUGCCUACCACACAAGACACCACCCAACUCACCACGCUUGACACUACUAAACCAUCAACCAUUUAUGAAACCACUAAAGCUUCCACAACGGUUGAAGUUCCUAAACCUUCCACCACCCGAAAUUUCAAUCUUGAACUCUUCCCCGUCAUGACGCGCCCCAUGUCUCCAAUAAGACUCGCAACAACACCACGACCUUAUGAGAUGCUUGACGAUGAGGACAAUGAGAUCAAGACUACAGUCAUAGGCGAUGGAAUGAUGUCGUCAGCAGAAGAGAGAACUGAAACUUCUGUGGACGUGUCAUACAGUGUUCACACAGGCACCACUGAACAUUUAUCUGCCAAUAAUCGCACAGCUCCAGCCUGCAGGAACCUUUCACAAUUCCGGUGUGGGAGUGGUGAGUGCAUUGCCGAGUUCUCCCGCUGUAACCUAAUGCAGGACUGCCGGGACAACUCUGACGAGGUGAACUGUACCUGCUCUGACUUCCUCAGGAGUAAGUUCCUCAACCGUAAGAUCUGUGAUGGUAUCGUUGACUGCUGGGACCACUCUGAUGAGGCUGAUUGUGAAUGGUGUAAGCCGGGUCAGUUCAUUUGCUCUGGGUCGAGUCAGUGUAUUGAGCAGAGUCAGGUGUGUGAUGGCUCGACAGACUGUGAGGGAGGCGACGACGAGAAGACCUGUGUGACCAUUGCCCCAGAUCUGCCCGCUGCCAACUCGCUCAACUACCACGAUGAAGGUUACCUGAUGGUGAGGAAGAAAGGUGUGUGGGGAAAGCUGUGUCUGGAGAACUUCGAGAGAGUCACCUCCCGAGCAGCCACCUCCUGGACCGUGUCAGACCUCGGCCAGGCAGUGUGUAAAACUCUCACCUUCAGUGACUUCACUCGGGUGGAGCGCCAGGAAGACCCCUCGCCUGUGAACCGUGCAGUACCUCGACUCCCUCCUGGCUACCCAACCAUCACGGCCCGGACCAACACCUCCCUCAACAAUGCCACAUCUCCCACCUACUUUGAAAUUCAUGUCACAAACUCACUAACGCUGCCGUCUCGUGCCCGCUCACUCUCACAUGGUGAGAAUACUGCUACGGACCUCAGACUCUCUUUGGAGUUCGAGAAGACGAGCUGUCCGAAGAGGGAUGUGGUGAGGGUGGCAUGUUCCAACCUCCAGUGUGGUAUGAGGCCCCGCGCCGUCAGCCACCGUGCCAGGUAUUACAGAAGUGGGAACCUACGACAAGCUCGGAUUGUGGGUGGUAACAACAGUGGUCCUGGAUCCUGGCCAUGGCAUGCAGCUCUCUACAAGGAGGGCGAGUACCAGUGUGGUGCCACCCUCAUCAACCACCGCUGGCUUGUGUCUGCAGGCCACUGCUUCUUCGGGGCAACCAACCAGUACUGGGUGGCGCGGCUGGGAGCGCUGCGUCGAGGCACCAAGUUCCCCUCACCGUACGAGCAGUUGCGACACAUCACCCACAUCUUCAUACAUCCCGAGUAUGAGGACACGGGCUUCAUCAACGAUAUCUCACUUCUGCGGGUGGAUGAACCAGUCAAGUUCACAGACUAUGUUCGUCCUGUUUGUCUGCCGCCCCCAGGCUCACCAGUCCGCCACGGUCGCCUGUGUACCCUUGUGGGCUGGGGACAACUGUUUGAAGUUGGCAAAAUAUUCCCUGACACACUGCAGGAGGUGCAGGUACCAUUAAUCUCUACAUCAGAGUGCCGCAAGCGGACAGUAUUCAUCCCACUCUAUCGUAUCACUGAGGACAUGUUUUGUGCCGGCUACGACCGUGGUGGUCGAGAUGCCUGUCUUGGUGACUCUGGUGGACCACUCAUGUGUCAGGAGCCUGACGGAGGAUGGCAGCUGGUGGGGGUGACCAGCAAUGGAUAUGGCUGUGCUCGCCCACACCGGCCAGGAGUAUAUACUAAGGUGGUCAAGUACCUCAGCUGGAUGAACCAGGUGAUGGAGCUGACCAAGAGUAACCUGGUGGUGCCAGUCCCAGCCAGGUGUGAGGGCCACCGCUGUCCCCUCGGUCAGUGCCUCCCGAACUCCAAUGUCUGCAAUGGUUUUGUGGAGUGUUCUGACGGCUCUGAUGAGAGAGACUGUGAUUAGAUAAUGGACUCUAUUCAUUAUUAAACUUUACACAUUUAUAUCCCAUCUCGGUUUCACAUGAAUGUGGUAUAGAACAAAUAUAGUUUUAUCUCAUCAUGUGACCUCAUUUUAUCGCAUAAUGCAAACUUGUUGAAGACCGUGGCCUUAAUUGAUAACAUGAUCUUACCUCAUAACGUGAAUUUCAUCAUAUGAAGUGACCUUUGCCAGUGAUGUGCCUUGUUUGCUAUUUCAAGUUCAUCAGGUUCUGGUAAAAUAAAUGAGUUUCCCUUGGCCAGUACCAGCUGUAGCUGCCCAGAUAUUUGUUCAAAGCUGUUAUUGUUUUUGACACAAUUACCAAAACCUUUGUUUUUCAAAGUCAUUCAUCACAUGAAUAUCAGCCCACCUUCUUUGGAUUUUAUUAUUAUUAUUUUUUUGUCAUGAAAGAGUAAAUGAAAAUACCAAAUAGUCAUCUGCAUUUUCCAUGAAGAUGCUAUUUAGUGAAAUGGAUCAGUUCAGAAUACAGUACAGUGCCUAAGAAACAAAACACAUAAUAUAAAGGAAAAUCAAGUGACUCAGAGUGGCUUGUACAUGAAAGAACAA
Messenger RNA from Homarus americanus (American lobster), 5724 nucleotides. Its product is annotated as mucin-5AC-like. Lineage: Eukaryota; Metazoa; Arthropoda; Malacostraca; Decapoda; Nephropidae. Gene Ontology annotation, biological process: proteolysis. The transcript has 16 exons. Bases 169 to 5145 code for a protein of 1658 amino acids. The record is from RefSeq and is a predicted model, not a curated record. Gene Ontology annotation, molecular function: protein binding; serine-type endopeptidase activity.